UGCCUUUUUUGGCAUGGCAGCCCGCUUAAACGGCAGCUAUAGCUCAAAUCAGCACCUCCUCCAGUCAUGGGUUACAUCCAUGCGGCCGCGAGGCUCGGCCUAGGCACCGCAUCGAUCUGCGCACUGCUCUUGGCCGCAGCCGUCUUCCAAUUCCUGUGCCUCGACGCGGCGUCGACGCGCCGAUUUACGAUCAGUGCGUCGACCGUCGCGGAGGGCCAAUUCUACCGCAUCGUCACGUCGUCGUUCCUCCAUGGCGGCCUUUUGCAUCUUGGGAUGAACGUGGCCUCGACGGCGGCCAUCAGCGGUGCGCUGGAGCGGUCUGCGGGCACGGUCCGGCUCCUCUCGAUCACGCUCUGGGCCGUGCCGCUCGCCGGCCUUGUCUCGUGCGCGCUGUCGCUCCUGCUGACAUUUCUGACGCGCGACGAGUCCUUCGCGCGGCAGCACGCGCUCGGCUUCUCGGGCGUCAUUUUUGCGUUGGCGGCGUGCGAGGCCGCGCGGGGCGGCGGCCGGCGGAGCGUCUUCGGCGUGAUCGAGGUGCCGGCGCGGCUCUACCCCUGGGCGUUGCUGGUCGCGAUGCAGGUCGUUAUUCCGAACGUCUCGUUCGUGGGGCACCUGGGGGGGCUUGUUGUGGGAAGUCUGGAGGUGACUGGCUGGCUCGCGGUGGCGCUGCCCUCGGCAAGCGCCGCCGCCGCCGUCGACGCGCGGUGUUCGCAGCUCCCGGGCUACGUGUUGUCAGGCGACGCGUACGAGGUCCGCGCGGCGUCGGGCGCGGGCGACAUCGUCUCCGUUGUUCGCCACGUCGUCGGCUUUUUCGUCAAGCUCCUCGGCCUCGAUAACGCCGUGCGCUCGUUGCGGCAACGCGCCGGGAGCUGUCUGCGGACGAGGCAUCCCUCGCCGCCGCCCGCGCCGGCCGGCGCGAGCGUCGAGGUCUAGCUCGUCGUGUGUACGUGUCGCGACACCGGCGCAAGCGUCGAUGUGUGCGCGUGUGUCGCGCCCGAUGGCGUGGCGGUUUGGCCCGAGAGUAAAGUUUUGUGAACGUUAGUCAGAGUAGAUGGUGGCACAGCUG
Pelagomonas calceolata is the source of this 1066-nucleotide messenger RNA. The record is from the annotation of a GenBank genome assembly. NCBI's taxonomy places the organism in Eukaryota, Pelagophyceae, Pelagomonadales, Pelagomonadaceae.